This is a messenger RNA of Herpailurus yagouaroundi (jaguarundi), 3457 nucleotides long. RefSeq names its product phospholipid phosphatase 6 (gene PLPP6). The transcript is spliced from 2 exons. NCBI's taxonomy places the organism in Eukaryota, Metazoa, Chordata, Mammalia, Carnivora, Felidae. The record is from RefSeq and is a predicted model, not a curated record. Gene Ontology annotation, molecular function: sphingosine-1-phosphate phosphatase activity. The coding region runs from base 222 to 1115 and encodes 297 amino acids.
CCCCGCCAUCUCCCACACCUCCACCUUCCUUGCCCCGUCCCCCCCUUCCCCAAGUGGAAACGCCAGUCUCCUCCCACGUCUCCGCCAGGUGUCACAAUCGUCCUCUCGCCGGCCCUUCUCCCCGCCCUCGCGGGGAUGGUAAUGCGGAAGCGGAAGAGGCUGCAGGGUCGGGAGCCGCUCGGUAGGCCGGUCGGGUCCUGGGGUCCGGGCCCCCCGCCGCGAUGCCGAGCCCCCGCAGGAACGUGGACGCACGCCCGCUGGCCGCCUCCGCCUCGAGCAGCAGCGGCGGCCCCGGCAGCCCGGCCCACGGCGGCGGCGGCGGCGGCGGCGGCGGCAGGUUCGAGUUCCAGUCCCUGCUUAGCAGCCGCGCGCCGGGCUUGGACCCCACCUGCACCCGGCUCCGCGCGUCCGAGAGCCCGGUGCACCGCCGCGGCUCCUUCCCCCUGGCCGGGGCGGGCCCCUCGCAGGCGCCCCCGGCCCCGCUCCCCGAGGAGGACCGCAUGGACCUGAACCCGUCGUUCCUGGGCAUCGCCCUGCGCUCCCUGCUGGCCAUCGACCUGUGGCUGUCCAAGAAGCUGGGAGUGUGCGCCGGGGAGAGCUCGUCCUGGGGUAGCAUGCGGCCCCUUAUGAAGCUGCUGGAGAUCUCGGGCCACGGCAUCCCCUGGCUGCUGGGGACCCUCUACUGCCUAUCCAGGAGCGACAGCUGGGCCGGGCGCGAGGUGCUCAUGAACCUGCUCUUUGCCCUGUUGUUGGACCUGCUGCUGGUGGCCCUGAUCAAGGGGCUGGUCCGCAGGCGCCGCCCGGCCCACAACCAGAUGGACAUGUUUGUCACCCUUUCGGUAGACAAAUACUCCUUCCCCUCGGGCCACGCCACCAGGGCCGCCCUGGUGUCCCGGUUCAUCCUGAACCACUUGGUGCUGGCCAUUCCGCUGAGGGUGCUCGUGGUACUAUGGGCCUUCAUCUUGGGCCUCUCCAGGGUCAUGCUGGGGCGGCACAACGUCACCGACGUGGCUUUUGGCUUUUUUCUGGGCUACACUCAGUACAGCAUCGUGGACUAUUGCUGGCUUUCACCGCACAAUGCCCCGGUCCUCUUCCUACUAUGGAACCAACAAUGACACCAUCUCAUUCAUAUGGCACCAGGAGAUCUGAAGGUUUCCACAUGCGACCAUGCUGACAAAAACCAGCCGCACUCCUGCUCGGCCCUCUAAGGACAUUUCAGGCUUCCUUUGAAAUUUCAGGUGUCAUUCCAUCUUGAUGGCUUGCUAGGCCGGAGAACGUGCUGGCCAUUGGACCACAGCCAUAUUAUGGAAAGCAAAAAAAAAAAAAAAAAAAAAUCUCUCUAUUACAUAUUUAUUCAACAACUGUUUGUAUCUCCAGAACAACUGCAAAGAAAACAAGCUGGGGUGAUUAUAAUACUGCUGUUUUUUAAAAGUUGACAUCAGUAAAUUUUGUGUUUUGUAGUUAUCCUAGAACAAGCCAAGAACUUCCUUGAAGAAGCAGCACUUAAUGUAGAUAUGGGCAUAUCUACAGUGCCAGUGGAGAAAGACUGGGACCAUGACCAAAUGCUUGAUUCUAUUGACAACAAAUAGCAUGGCAUGACAGAGGGCAGAAAUACCCAUUGAGGACGUCAGGAACUAAGAGUCUGGGGGUGAGCUUACCACAUGUGAUGGCAGUGGGCCAGUAUGGAAGGAGAUGGGACUGUGCUGCCCACUAUCUCUACUAAUAAAGAAUGAUGCUUCUCUACGUAGGUAAUAAAAUAGGAAAUGACUUGAUUCUUUGCAGUGCAAGGGCAUAAGCUUUCUCAUAUGUACCACAGGGAUGACCCUGUAUACUACGGUUUUUCGUACAGAAUCCCAUUUCCCUGUGCACAGCACACUUUAGGUAACAGUAUUCAACUUGAAACUCAUCAGGGGAACCCACUGCUAUACCAGGCUCAAGGUAUAACUAACUCCUAAAUUUCCCUUUAUGGUGACCUUUACAUUUAAAUCGGUUUAUCCGUGGUGCCUCCCCAAAUCACAAGACCAAAGACCACCAAACGCAGGAUGGACUCUGCUCAUUAUUCUUUGACCAGGAAAGACCACAAAACGGAAUGUGCUUUAAAUGCUGUUCUCCCUGAAAAAUCAGAACCUUUAAAUUACCCGUGGAACUGGUGUUUUCAGAGAAUGAGGAAUUAUUUUGACAUUUAUAAAGAGAAAGGAUUAUGGCCUUUGAUCUGCCAAAUAGAGGUGAACACUAGAAUCUGGAGAAUAGCGUGACAAGUAGGUUCUGAUUGGGUGGAAGUGUGAACUUCCUGAGCGUGAGAGGCACACUGAAAGAGGAACUCCUCAAAGUAAAAUAAAGUAAUUUGCAUCCCCACAACAUCUUCCAACAUGGACUACCUCUUCUCUCGCUGAAUCAGCCCAACUGUAAAGCUCUAGUGGUCUGCUUAAUUGUUUAACCUUAGAGAGAUCUUUGUUUUAAUCCAGCAGUAUUCGGGCCAGCUAUUUUUGGAAGCAAUGACAUUUAUUGCCUUUGCAGUGUUCACAAGUCUGAAUAUUGGGGGCUCAACACUAGGCUUCUCUUCUGGUCCCUGGAAUCCCACAUCUUAGUUGUUCAGACCUGACUUUGCAGGCUUUUAAAGCACAGAUCAAUUCAGCUGAUGUUUCUGAAGCACUCUAAGUACUGUAGACUAGAAAACUGAUUUUACUGUAAUCGUGCACUGAGGAAUGCUUUUUAAAACUUAAAAUAAAAUAAACCAAUAAUGUCUGAAUGGAGCGAGAUGCAAACUGGUUUAAUCUUUGCCUUGAUGAGCAGGAAGACUGAUUUAUCACUCAGCUCCUCAAGAAUUCCUUCCUCUUACUGCAGAAUUUUGAGAGUUGGCAUUUGAUGGAGCACAACUGAUAGAGUGUGGUCCUAUUUGCUGUUAGCAAAAUGGGACAAAUCCAGGAAAUUUUUAUCUUUCAGAACUGCAUGUCUGAUGAAAGCACAGCACUUGUCACUUGUACGGAGGCUGACAGAUCUUCCAUGGCCGUAACCUGUCGGCAUUUCGCUUGUACUCACGGCCAGUACAGACGCCCCUACAGCUGACAGGCAAAGCUGUAUGACAGUCUGUCACCAACUACAGAUGGAAGGAUUGGAAAAUAUAAGCUGAAUUAAAAGAAAUGCCUGAUCCCAAACAGGAACAAUGCAGUCACUCUGCCACAAGCACCUCACUUGAGCAGGAUUCAGUGGACAAUUAUAAAACAAGUGUUGGUUGAUUUACUUCCCUUUUGGAAUUAGCAAGCCAGAGCCAUCUCUAGGGGAAAUACCUUAGAAUAUAUUCAAUUGGUUCAUAGAGGUGGCAAAUUAUCAGGAAGUCAUUGGGCUUUAUGGAAUUAAACUCUUCCCUUGUUAUUUAAAGAAGGGUGUUGUUUGUUUUUUUUUUAAUUAUUUCACAAAUCUUUAUCCUGGAAAAAAAUAAAAUUCUUCUUGGACUUAA